AUUUCCUGACAGGUCCUGGCAGAUGAGAGGAAGGAAGGAGGGGGAGGAGUCCUCGGUGACAGUUGUCCCAGCAAGGGCAUAAACAGGAUGUGGUGUUGGAUGAAACCUUCCUCCUCCUGCACAGCCCGCUCCCCACAGCCUCAGGCCCCACCCCUAUAAGACAGCGGAACUGAGAAAAGAAGAGGCCUGUGGACAGAAAAACCAUGUCUGACUCCCUGGUGGUGUGCGAGGUAGACCCAGAGCUAAGAGAAAAGCUGAGGAAAUUCCGCUUCCGAAAAGAGACGGACAAUGCAGCCAUCAUAAUGAAGGUGGACAAAGACCGGCAGAUGGUGGUGCUGGAGGAAGAAUUUCAGAACAUUUCCCCAGACGAGCUCAAAAUGGAGUUGCCGGAGAGACAGCCCAGGUUCGUGGUUUACAGCUACAAGUAUGUGCACGCGGAUGGCCGAGUGUCCUACCCUUUGUGUUUCAUCUUCUCCAGCCCUGUGGGCUGCAAGCCGGAACAACAGAUGAUGUAUGCAGGGAGUAAAAACAGGCUGGUGCAGACAGCAGAGCUCACGAAGGUGUUUGAAAUCCGCACCACUGAUGACCUCACCGAGGCCUGGCUCCAAGAAAAGUUGUCUUUCUUUCGUUGAUCUCUGGGCUGAGACCUGAAUUCCUGAUGUCUGAGUCCUCAAGGUGAUUGGGGACUUGGAUUCCUAGGACCUGAACAAGGAAGACUUUAAAUAAAUUUAAAAAUGCAAAAACUCA
Messenger RNA from Sapajus apella (tufted capuchin), 747 nucleotides. RefSeq names its product glia maturation factor gamma (gene GMFG). The transcript is spliced from 7 exons. NCBI's taxonomy places the organism in Eukaryota, Metazoa, Chordata, Mammalia, Primates, Cebidae. Gene Ontology annotation, molecular function: actin binding; Arp2/3 complex binding. Bases 204 to 632 code for a protein of 142 amino acids. Gene Ontology annotation, biological process: actin filament debranching; negative regulation of Arp2/3 complex-mediated actin nucleation. The record is from RefSeq and is a predicted model, not a curated record. Gene Ontology annotation, cellular component: actin cortical patch.